CAUUUCCUCGGGCUAGAAUGUAGCUGAUCUCAAAUGUCCUCCAAAGGAGGUUUUACUUUACGCACUGCUGCACUUCCACCAGGCUUAUUCUGGAGGCUGUUGUGGUUCCCAUAGCGAUGGCCACAGCCUUUUGAGAGUGAGUCCAAACUGUGACUCAUCCAUCCACCCAGUAGCAUAGGUACAGCGCGGGAGAAAGAAAGGAAAAGUGCAUCUCUGAGGAAGGAUGUCUCCACAUCCUUCUUUGUUCAGAGCAAAGAAGCUUUCAGAGCAGUAUGCUCAGGUGUGACGUAAAAUGACCUCACACCUGAGGACACUGGGGCCCAGAGAGAGCUCUCUGAGCAGGUCAGUGGCAGACCAGUUCCCUUCUCGGUCAUCACCUUUUUAUUACAGAAAAGUCCACAUAUCAGCAUAAGGAGAGGGAAUGGGAUAGUCAUUUCCCAUAGAAAAAAAGUGCACAACCUCGUGGUUGAAAAUUAUGUUUUAUUCGGUGGACUUACUGAAGAGCCCAGGGGACAGCUUCUCAGAUAGCUCUAAGGAACUAUUCUGAAAAGGUAAGGGAGGAGCCAGGACGUUGAGGAGUUUUUGUAAAAACAAACAAACAAACAAACCCCCCUAAAAACCCAGCUAGUCAGAACACCAAAAGAUUACUGUCAAAGAAAACCAGACAUCUCAAGGUAAUGAAUUUAGCACUUUUCUCUGUAUGGGGAGUGGCAAGAGUCUAGGCUCACUGAAAUCAUUCCUUUGCUGUUUUCUCCAUCCUGAAUCCCCUUACGGUGCACUGUAGGGGGAGUGGCUGCCGUGGCAGAGGGCUUGAAGGCUACAACAUCCUUUGUGGCAGGUGACAUUCUUUGUCCACAGAUCCAGUGUCAGGCGUCAGCAGUGAGCAGUGUUCGCCAGUUUUAUUUUCCCUCUUUGCUUCCUGUGGUCUCAUUUCGCUUGUCCUUCUCCACCUGGAUGGCCUGUAGACCAGCAGUGAGACUUCGGACUCUUACUCUUGACUCCCAUGGCAGUGCGUUGGGUUCCUUGGGCCCGUGGGGCCAUGCGUGCUGGGGCCUGUUUGGGUUCCUGAUGCUUAGGCAUGUCCCUUGCUGAAAGUUUCUCUUUGGAAGGAGGCUAGGUGGAGCCAGUGAGAACAGGAUGCAAGGAUGCAGUACCCUGUGCGUCCAGCCUCGAUGACCUAUGAUGACAUUCCACACCUCUCAGCCAAGAUCAAGCCCAAGCAGCAGAAGGUGGAGCUUGAGAUGGCCAUCGACACGCUGAAUCCCAACUAUUGCCGCAGCAAAGGGGAGCAGAUUGCGCUGAACGUGGAUGGGGCCUGUGCUGACGAGACCAGCACGUACUCCUCGAAGCUGAUGGACAAGCAGACGUUCUGCUCUUCACAAACCACCAGUAACACUUCCCGUUACGCUGCCGCGCUCUACAGGCAAGGUGAUGAAAAUGUUCUAAAGCUGGUUGUGGUGCUGGUUGUACCACUUGGUGAGCUCCACCUGACACCUUUACAUGGCAUCCUGCAGCUGCGGCCCAGCUUCUCCUACCUGGAUAAGGCAGACGCCAAGCACCGUGAGAGGGAGGCAGCCAAUGAGGCAGGAGACUCUUCACAGGACGAGGCGGAAGAAGAUGUGAAGCAGAUCACGGUGCGGUUCUCCCGGCCUGAGUCCGAGCAGGCCCGCCAGCGCCGGGUGCAGUCCUACGAGUUCCUGCAGAAGAAGCACGCUGAGGAGCCCUGGGUCCACCUGCACUACUACGGCCUGCGGGACAGCCGCUCUGAGCACGAGCGCCAGUACCUGCUGUGCCAGGGCUCCAGCGGGGUUGAGAACACGGAGCUUGUCAAGUCACCCAGUGAGUACCUCAUGAUGCUGAUGCCUCCCAGCCAGGAGGAGGAGAAAGACAAACCCGUGGCCCCCAGCAAUGUCCUGUCCAUGGCCCAGCUGCGCACCCUGCCCCUGGCUGAUCAGAUCAAGAUCCUGAUGAAGAAUGUGAAGGUCAUGCCUUUUGCCAACUUGAUGAGUCUCCUGGGCCCCUCCAUCGACUCCGUGGCUGUUCUGCGUGGCAUCCAGAAGGUGGCGAUGUUAGUCCAAGGAAACUGGGUGGUGAAGAGUGACAUCCUGUACCCCAAGGACUCUUCCAGCCCUCACAGCGGCGUGCCUGCCGAGGUGCUCUGCAGGGGCCGAGACUUUGUUAUGUGGAAGUUCACGCAGAGCCGGUGGGUGGUAAGGAAAGAGGUGGCAACAGUGACUAAACUCUGCGCGGAGGACGUGAAGGACUUUCUGGAGCACAUGGCCGUGGUAAGGAUCAACAAGGGCUGGGAGUUCAUACUGCCUUACGACGGCGCGUUCAUCAAGAAGCAUCCAGAUGUGGUCCAGCGGCAACACAUGCUGUGGACGGGCAUCCAGGCCAAAUUAGAAAAGGUUUAUAAUCUUGUGAAGGAAGCCAUGCCAAAGAAGCUGGAUGGACAAUCAGGGCCUGCUGGGCUGGUCUCUGGGGACCAGCGGGUCCAAGUCGCCAAAAGACAGGCCCAGCAGAACUACAUGCUGCUGGAGCGGGAGCUGCAGAGGAGGAAGGAGCAGCUGAGGGCGUCCACGGUCCUGCCCGGUGUGCGGAUCAAGGAGGAGCCCAUGAGCGAGGAGGGGGAGGAAGAGGAGGAGCGGGAGGCAGAGGAGGACGAGGAGCCCAUGGACACCUCGCCCGGCGGUGGCCUCCACAGCAGGCUGGCCAACGGGCUGCCUGCCGGACGGGCGGCGGGCGGGGACAGCUUCAACGGGCACCCGCCCUCAAGCUCUGCCGGCACCCCCGUGGCCCGGGAACUGAGGGCCUUCGUGGAGGCCACCUUCCAGAGACAGUUUGUGCUCACGCUGAGUGAACUCAAGCGCCUCUUCAACCUGCACUUGGCCAGCCUGCCCCCCGGCCACAUGCUGUUCAGCGGCAUCUCGGACCGCAUGCUGCAGGACACAGUGCUGGCCGCCGGCUGCAAGCAGAUACUGGUGCCUUUUCCCCCACAGACGGCUGCUUCCCCGGAUGAGCAGAAGGUGUUCGCCCUCUGGGAGUCUGGAGACAUGAGUGACCAGCAUCGACAGGUUUUGCUUGAAAUUUUUUCCAAAAAUUACCGGGUACGCCGGAACAUGAUCCAGUCGCGGCUGACUCAAGAGUGUGGAGAAGAUCUGAGUAAACAGGAGGUGGAUAAAGUGCUAAAGGACUGCUGUGUAAGCUAUGGUGGCAUGUGGUACCUUAAAGGGACGGUACAGUCUUGACAGUAGUUGCAAAUCACCAACCCAGUGAAUCCAAGCCCAAGGAAGGAUGGCAGAGCCAGCAGAGGUGGAAGUAGAGUCUCGAUUGCUUCAGAAGCCUCGGAGCAAGCGGACCUGACCAUCUCGUGGCCUGUGGCAUUGCACUGUCCAGGGGACAGAGGGGAUCAUACUCAGCCCGUGGCAGUGUCAGCUUACGUUAGAUCACUCCUGGAAGAGACCAUCUGGGACCUUCUUUGCAGUACAGUUUGAAAUUCCUGAUGUAUUUUGCUUAUUAUUUGGUUUCAUUCUCAUAAUAAAGAGAGUGUAUACUGACACAGGCAGGAUGAUGAAAAUCAUGGUUUAAUAUUUUACUCUCAAACUUAAUGCCAACAAGGUCUAAGUUAUGUUUACAAGAUGAAGAAAACCUCAAGGUUUUAAUAUUUAAAAUGCCUAGAAGCCAGUAUUAAGUCUUCAAUUAUCUAUCUGCUAAGUCUGCCAAUUUCAUUAAACAAACCAAAUUGAAUUGUUUUACUGUUGGUUUCCUGUGGCCAUUUUACCUUUUAAAACAACCUACUUUAUGUAGCAGUCUCAACUGUUUACAUGAACCAUAGCAAAAAAUCAGAAUCAAAUCCAUUUAUUCUUAAUGUUUGCAUAGGGAUAAAAACAAAACCAGGUAAGUAUGGAUCAAUGUAUAAGUGAGGUCAUCACACUUUGAUGUGAAAAAUUUAUAUUUUGUGUAUUUUUAAAAUAAAUGCUAACACUAACUUGG
Hippopotamus amphibius kiboko is the source of this 3993-nucleotide messenger RNA. It is a transcript of the gene POLR3E, whose product is annotated as RNA polymerase III subunit E. Gene Ontology annotation, biological process: DNA-templated transcription. The transcript has 20 exons. NCBI's taxonomy places the organism in Eukaryota, Metazoa, Chordata, Mammalia, Artiodactyla, Hippopotamidae. The coding region runs from base 1146 to 3248 and encodes 700 amino acids. The record is from RefSeq and is a predicted model, not a curated record. Gene Ontology annotation, cellular component: RNA polymerase III complex; nucleus.